This is a messenger RNA of Cydia fagiglandana, 1721 nucleotides long. RefSeq lists its product as uncharacterized. Lineage: Eukaryota; Metazoa; Arthropoda; Insecta; Lepidoptera; Tortricidae. Bases 102 to 1721 code for a protein of 539 amino acids. The transcript is spliced from 4 exons. The record is from RefSeq and is a predicted model, not a curated record.
CAGGAAGAGAGCACAAUACCUUAACGGUCAUGCUUUGAAGCACACCCCUUUCUAAGAAACCCAACGGAACCACGCACUCGGGGAAACCUUACGCUUAUAACAUGGAUUCGCCUAAAAUAGUAUAUAAAUAUUACUCAAACCCCGCCUUUUGCGGGCAGAGCGAAGCUUACACCAAAUAUGUCAAAAGUCCGGACAGAAGAAUGUCCCCGCUGGGAGGAAAUUCACCAAGAAAAGUCGAAUACAGCAACAGGAUACUUAGGACAGACAUUUCUGAUAAUCCUCUAAGGAUAUCGCCAGCAGGCGCUAUGAGAAACAGAGAUGAGCCUCCAGAAUUGCCGCCGAAACCACCGAAGUUCCAAAAACAGUUCCAUAGGCAGUCUUCCUUGAUGUGUAAGCCUACACGAACUCCUGUGAGAUGUAGGACAAGAAGCGAAGACUUAGAAAUGGCACAAUUUAAAAUACAGAAGACUAAAUACGAUAGAAACGCUGAAAGCGAUGAUGGUUUAGAAGACAGCCGUGUUAAACACAGAUACGAAGUUAUUAGAGACGAUUUCGAUGAUCUAGCAGACUAUUCUCCAACGAAAAAGAGGAUAAUAGAAGCGAAUGCCAACGAAAUAGAAGAAUAUAAUGUCGACGCGCCAGAUGAACACGAAUUGAAAGAAAUACCAACUGAAAUCGUAAAAACUGUCAAUGGAAAGACGCAUAGAUACGCAAUUGUACCUUCAGACGAUGAUGAACCAGUUAAAAAACACAGUGUUACCAUAUCCAGCCCUGUAAUGACGAAGAAGAAUAUAAUAGCGACACAGAAACUACAUGAACUGCUGUCAACGCCUAGGAAAUUAAAGAGCUAUGCCAGCCAACCGUCUGUAAGGAUAACUCCUAAUAAGGCUACAAGUCCUAAUCGCUAUACAGGCACUCCUCAAAAGAUUAUGCACAGUACACCGACUCAUGGAGUUACACCGUCAAAAUCUUGUGCUAACUUGACGUCGCCAAGAAAUGCCACGUCUCCUAUAUCCCCUAAAGCGCAACAGAAGUUACAUUACGGGACUCCAGAAGAGUUUGAAAGGCAUGAUGUGUUUGUGACUAGUUUUAGGGAGAAGAGUCGGGAACGAAGUUUUGAUAUGGACAGGAGAGAGAUGAGUAGGGAGAGUAGGAGGGAGUAUGAAAGAAGAAGUCCGAAGAAGGAGAAGAAAAGUACAGCGGUUAUUGUGCCCAGGGUAGCAGCACCACCAUCAGUGUACUCCGAAGAGACAUACAAGUCCUUCAACAGCACGAAAACCAUGAGUGCUGCCGCCGCGUCACUCACUAUAGCGGCUUUGAUGCUCACUCUGAGCGGUGGACUCACUACUGGACUUAGCUUUUAUAUGAUGUAUACGCUUGGCCGACGGUACUAUCUGGACUUCGGAGUGCUCGCGGGCUUCACCUGCUUUCUGCUGGGGCUCCUAGGGCUGCGCUCGCGUCGCCACCAGCUGCUGCCGAACAGGAACUACAUCUCAGGUUACAUCGUUCUCUCCUCCUUCUCUCUCCUCAGCGCGUUCGGUCUCCUCCUCCUCCUCUCCGUCCAGCCCACGCCCGGGACUCCGCUCAGCGACAUAACCUCAGGCGCCGUGUGCGCCGUGUCCGCGUUGUCGUUGUUCGUGGCGACCUUGGGAGUUUUCGCCUCGUACUGCUGCGCGAGGGAUCCGCCUGAUAACAGAGUGGGGACAGUGAGAUGGUAUUAG